UUUAUAACAUAGUCAAAAGCCAUUACAAUCGACAUUGACUGCUCUUUUCAGUAGGCUAAAGAUCCGGUCAUUGCCCAAGUUGGGUAAAUACCUACUUCUUCUAUUUGAUUUCACGACAGAAACACAGUAUUUGAAUGGUUCAUGAAAAAUGUGCAAACAUUUACUGAGCUUCAGGCUCAAAUAAGCACCAUGAUUAAUCAGUACAGCUGAGUAAACGGUUUGUGAAAACUAACAUGCUCUAUUUGAGACUGUUAACAACGCGUUAGCCUUUAAUCGCCAGAUCAAUUUGAACUAAAGUAAUUAAAAAGAUCUAUCUGCUUGCUCCUCUAUGCCAUAUUCUAUGCUACAGAAUGACGACAACAUUAGACAUCGUUCUUAGUUUCAUAAUUCGAGUGAACGUUAAGAAACACAAUCUUUUUUUCAAUCAAAGGGUAUCGUCUGUAACAUUACUUCUAUUACGUAAUAUCAGCGUAUCAUAAAGCGGGUGAAGCAUGACACAAGCUUCUCCUUCCUUUAGGAGUCUCAUUUUAUAGACUACCUGAAAUUGAUCUUUGUCAUUUGCUGCUAUUAGCUUUAAAAAAAAUCUUUCCUCCCGAUAAUUAUCGUUUCGCCUCAACCUGCAAUUGCUUUUACUGACCAGCCGGUAUUCCGGCAGUAUGAGCUGGGGCAAAACCUCUAAGACGAGGCUGACAGACACACUAAAGACGUCAUCGUAAGAAAUCGCAGUAGCUUCGAUCCAACGUGUGCCAGUUUUCUGGGGGCAAUAAAUACAACCGGCCCCAGUGCCACUGUGCAGGAAAGGGUAUACCGACAAAAUGGCAGAAAAAACAGUUGAGAAAACGUAAAAAAGCAAAGCUGAAAAGUGGCUUACGCGGAGAACCAGCAAGAGAACUGACACUGCGAUAUAUUCCCAUUUUUUAGGCACUCGAGAAAAACGCACACGAGUCAAAAAACACCACGCAUUGACCACUGCUUGAACGAAGGCCGCUUGAGGAGAUAUCGAAUAGAACAACGCCGAUGCAGUUACACCACCGGUAGGUAAAGACACAUUACAGCGCAUGGCGCGUGAUUUGUAUCAGCGGUUAUCGCGCUUCGGUAACACCAACUGGAGAUGCGCGUGCAAAAGCGGUAGCGGCACGAAAACGCAACAGUUCAUCGUGAUUCAUCGUACUGUUUCGUUCCAUAGCGGAGAAAGAGUUCAACGAAGACGGAGACCUAAUCGCCGCACAGGAAUUAGCGAGAGAGAGAGAGAAACGAAAAGCGGUGGACCACUCUUUGUUUCGAUGCUGUUGAUGUCUGUAGCUAUAGUGCUGUCGUGGUAAGCAGAGUUGUAGCUAGUCGUCAUUAGACCCAACUUUGGUCGUCGUGGCUGACCGUUGACAACAGUCAAACGACAAAGGCCGAGUCAGCUAAAAGGAGCAAGAAGGCUCUGCGAAGGAUCGUGCUCACUGCGCCGAAAGCUGUUACUGCUGCUGUUGUUGCUGGAUAAAACCACGUGGAGUUGCUGGCACAUAGUUGACCGCGCUUAUUCGUUGGGUGCUAGGUGGUUGGCGAACCUUGCUUAUUAUUAGAGCCGCAAAACUGAAGUGACGUGCGCGUUGAUUUCGGUGGCGUAUAGAAAGUGUGAACGACGGGGAAUAAGCAUCAUUUUUAUUCGUGUACAUCAUGCAACCCUGUUUUCGCUUAGUCCCGUGCACGCCAACUCCGCAACAGAAUGUAUAUUAACUAGCCAGGUCGCGCCAGAAACCGCAUUCGCAAGAAGAAAUCACCAGCUUAACCAAAACGACCGAAAGCGGUAGCUUUAGUCAGGCAAAAGAAGGACGAGAAGCCGAAAGCUGUGGCUGGCUAAUGCGAAAGUGAGAACACCCCACUUCGUACACCUCAGUGUACAGCUGUCACUCGAACUGUCAUUUCGGGAGGCGAAAAAAAGGCUCUGAACGACAAGGGCCUAACCCGAAGGAUAUCGUUAAUUUCCUGUGUAUCCCCUAGACAGAUGGAUUUUUGCAAUGACACAAAAAAAUAGGAGUUGAACUACACGUUUAAAGCGUAGGGAAAAGACGCCUAUUGCCGGUAGAGCACAAGUGGCGAAAAUAAUUUUUUUUGCCGAAAACUAGAAUUAUUAUUAUUACCUUCAUUCCUACACCUGACAGCUGGAUUAAGACAAAGAUCUAUUGAUGUUUCACGAUGACCUGUCAAAUUAUUGAUGGCAACCUAAAUCUUGCAGGCAAUAAAUGCGCAUAUAUUAUUCUCUAUGAAUAACAGAUUUGUAAUUAGAAAAGUAUAUGCACAGUGACUUAUUAUAAUAAACGUUUAGGUGUUUCAGUACGUAAUGCAAUACAGUUAAUCGGCGUACAAGUGUACUGAAAAGCAAAAAAUCGUUUUCUAAAAUUUCAAGCAAACCUAUAUGCUCAGCUUGUGUAUUAUGACACUUUCCCUAUAAUCCGAGCUCUUAAAUUGGAAAUGUUUCUUUACAAAUAUAAAUGCUGUAGAGGCAUUAUAAUUUUAGGGAGCUUCGUAAUGGAUAUUGUGAUUUGGCCAAGUUAAACUUUGGCUGAUAGAGUGUACGUGAGGGGGAAACAUCUGUUCGUGAAUACUGUGAUCUUGCGUUAAAUUGUCGAUCGUAGGAAUAGACUCGCUAAAGAUUUCAUAGAGCGAGGAGUCAGUGGUUAGUUAGCGAGCUGAUAGCUUACUGCAUCCUUUCCUUUCCUUUCCUUUUUAGUCUUGACUGACCACUGUAACGAACAAACGCUCGACACUCGGUUGAAAAAAGUAACCUAACCCUUUGACGUAAUGGUUAGAGACCAAAUCCGUUUGCGAAGGGCUAAAAAUCUAUGUGACGAUAAGGCUAGCUUCGAUGAAAGCAGAUUGUGAUUUGACGCAGUCAAUGACGACCUGUUCAAAUGCUUUUCAGUGGUCCCUUCACUCAUCAAACAGCGUUAUCUUUGUGAAUUGAGCAAACGAUUUGAGUCACGUCUCUGGCAGCUAUGGAAUCAGCAUGCUAUCUGGUACCAGUGGUCGUUGCGUCCGUUAUUUUAUCGUUGAAGAGAAAGACGAUAGAAAGACGCCAAGUGAAAUAAGCUCUAGGCUUGUGUAACGUUGGAGACGACCUGUCGUCAUGGGGAUCUGAUGAUUUACGGUUUGUCGAUAAAUAACAGAUACACAUAAUGCUAGUAAUUUUACAUUCAUAUGGAACCGAAUUGUACUAAUAAGGGGGUCAAAAUGAAUACCUCGAACGCCGGCUUACGCGCAUGCAAAAUCAACCCAAUCAAACCCGUCUACGUACACGUAAUUCAGUUAACCACUUCAAAUUUAGUGCUCUGCUUUAGGACGAUUAAUUAAUCUAUCGUAAUCACGACAUGAUAAAUCCUAGGCAUAUGUAUAUUACAGUUAUUAGUUAUAUUAAAUUUAAUUGACGAGGAUCAGUAAAUUACCCUGGUGUAUUGUUCGUUUUGUUGAUGUUGAUGUUGAUGUUUAAAACACAGUAUUUAACCGUCGACUUUUAUUUCAACUAAUAAAGUUAUGCUUAAUUUCUGAAAACAUCUUUUAACCUACAGCUAGUUUACUUGCAUAAAUAUCUAUGACUCAGUCAAAUAAUGCAUCAGUAUCUCAUAGCCAGAACAUAUGAUAGAAACCUUUCCAACCUCUCCUUUCCUAAGCGCCUAUAACGCAGAUUAGGCUAGGAAGUUUCAAGCGUCUAAAGGUUGAAAAAUAUAUGCAUUAUGAAAAAAAAAAAGCCUUUAUGAGCAGUGAGCUUAUGGAGAACGUGAGGAAGCGAAGGUGAGCUGGCGUCACGGCAACGAUAUGAACCUAUUCGGCCUUUCGUCUGUGUGUCAAAGGCAUCUUCGUGCCGAAAUUAUUGAAUGCCCAACUUAGCGUUUUUCCUCGUCGCUUUUUGCCCGUCAAUGCUCACAGACAUAAGCCUACUUAUUUUAUUGUUCUUCUUAAUUGAGCCCGACACUGCUAGUCCGACGAUUCUGUGUAGAUGUGCCGUCUCUGUAUAUUCAAAAAGGGUAAUUUUUUCAUGAAAAGCCUAUCGCUAUUGCGGAGAGAAUGUUUCAAGUUUACGCGAAAUCUGGGGGGUUUUAUAUCGUUUCAGUUCAAUGCUUGAUAUGAUUUUUUUUUACCUUUCUAGCCGACCAGCAGACACAUCUUCAUGCUAUGUGGAUAAGGUCCUUAACGAAUCCAACUAUUACGGGCAAAAAUCUUCCUUACUUUUUCUAGCCGGUUAGCAAACGCACUUCAUGAAGUCCCUAGCAAAUCCAACAUUCCCCUACAUUAUCUAUCAAUGAGAACUGUUAUUUUAAAUAAUUAAAUCUGUUUUUUCACGUAGCUAAAAAACAUAGAAAGCGGGGAUAUCAAUGACUGAUUUAGUUAUGAAACUCACUGGAUAGAAAUGGAGUAAAGGAAAGAGAAAGUGAUAAAUAUGAGAUAGACGCUUAGCCAGCAAGGACUCGUUUGUACCGUGAGUCCAUUAGCCUGGUGUAGUCUCGCCCUGUCUACUUGAUCUUACGCUAUCCCAAUCCGAAGGCCAGUGCUGACGCAGGCUCUCUUCGAUGUCCACAUAGGCGAUAGCUAGGUAAGCAGUAUCAGCUUUCAGUGACACGUAUCUCUGAGUCCAUUGCCUCUUUGACCCUGCCGAGUGGUUGCCCCUUAACUCGAGCGUUUUUGAACACACCGUCUUUUGGUCUGGCUGAGGAUGAAAUUUGUGUUUUUGAUUGAUUACUCGGUACUUCUCCAUACUGAUUAUCGUUUCUAUACCGAACAGUGAUGGGUACCUGCUUAAAUUGUUAAGCUACGAACUAGCCGUAUCGAGGUGAUCAAUAAAUAGGAAAUUGUUAGGCUAUCAAGGUCCUAUAUCAAUAAAACGACUCGUUGUUUUACCGGCGUACGGCGUCGAGAUUCGCAAGUUUCGUCAAAAAAUAUGACUUAUAAAUUCGUUGCUGAAAAAGGUAUUGAUUGCUCACAAUAUGGUAAACCAUUGUAAGAUGAGCAGCAUUAGUAAUUUUACUUUAUUCAACCCAUUUUUGAUAAUAUACAACGAAGUACGUUUAAAUCUGUAAGCGGGUGCGCCUGAAUGCCUAUGUGGCAGCAAUUCUUGUGGACAAACAAUGAUCUUGGAAAUCACUUGGCCUAUAGAAAUUGCCACUGAUUUUAGAUAAAAUAUUGAAUUGGGUAUACUUAUGUGAUUGUGAAUGUGACAACCACUCAUCGUGCAGCAAAAACUUCCUUUAGCUCUUGGGAUAAAAAUAGCAUAGGCUAUGUAUAAAUAGGCAUCUGUAAAAACAGAGGGGGUCGAUCAAAAAACACUUAUCUCCUAAAAUUAUUUUUUUUUUUAAUAGUUCAACUAUAGUAGCUAGUGUUCUGCUUUUAGAAAAGAUGCGCUUUUACUAAUUUUGAUUAAAAUGUGACUCUUUACGAAUCGUUUAUCUAUUAGUAUCAGGCCACUAAACUUUAAGCUCGUCUGCGAAUCAUAUUCUAGCAUGGGACGUUUAAGUUAGGCAAGUUAGCUUUUUACACACCAUAGUUAUACGGUGGAAAUUUCCUAGCAUGCUUUGUGUAGCAUGGAGUGAAUCAAUUUCAAUAAUUUUUUAGGUACAAAGGAGUAUUGAAGCAUGGCAUACAAGCGACCUCGGGCACGACUUGUGCUUGAAGAUGGCACAGAGUUCGAAGGCAUUGCUUUCGGAGCAACAGAUAGGCAUAAAUCGGGUGAACUUGUAUUUCAGACUGGUAUGGUAGGGUAUCCGGAAUCAUUAACCGAUCCAUCAUACUGUCGCCAACUUCUUGUACUCACCUAUCCUUUAAUCGGUAACUAUGGAGUGCCCUCCACUACCGAAGUCGACAAGUUCGGCAUUCCCAAAUUUAUGGAGUCAGGACGGAUCUGGGCAUCGGCCUUAAUAGUAUCUGAACUGACCGAGGGCUAUAGCCAUUGGAAUGCUAAACGCAGCCUUCACGAAUGGAUAAGAGCGGAAGGUGUCGCUGGUAUAGAAGGAAUCGAUACUCGUCAUUUGACGCAAAUCCUUCGCAAAGAAGGAUCGGUACUGGCAAAGAUCAUCAUCGGGGAUGCGGACGCAUCCGAUCAAGUAUUCGAAAAUCCAAACAAGUUCAACCUCGUUCGUGAAGUUACGUGUAGCGCGCCUGUGACUUACAACUCGAAGGGCUCGCCUCGCAUAAUCGUAGUAGACUGUGGCUUGAAAAACAACCAACUGCGAUGUCUCCUCCGUCGCGAUGCCUGCGUGACGGUGGUUCCUUUUGAUUAUGCCAUUCAUGAAAUGAAGGAACAGGACGGCUUAUUCUUAAGUAACGGUCCGGGUGACCCAACGAUGUGUUUCGAGACAAUUGAGAAUAUUCGCAAGUUCCAAGCUAAGUUCCCUAUGAAACCGACGUUUGGUAUCUGUCUGGGUCAUCAGUUGUUAGCGUUGUCGAUUGGCGCUAAAACUAGUAAACUAAAAUAUGGUAACCGUGGCCACAAUCAGCCAUGUUUGCACGAGGUUACAAAGAGAUGUUGUAUUACAUCCCAAAACCACGGAUAUGCUGUGGAUGCCACAUCUCUGCCAAAGGAAUGGGAAGUUCUUUUCACAAACGCUAAUGAUUUCACUAAUGAGGGUAUCGUUCAUAAGACAAAGCCAUACUUCAGUGUGCAGUUCCAUCCUGAGCAUGACGCUGGUCCGUGCGAUAUGGAGUUUCUUUUUGACGUUUUUUUAGAAACGAUCAGCGAAACAGGCGCCGCCGAUGCCAUUCCAGUUAACGAACGCAUUACGGCGCGGUUUGAAAAACCACUUCAUCCUAACUCUGUAUUAAGUACACCUUUGGGUCAGAAGCCUCGUAAAGUUCUACUGCUGGGUUCGGGCGGACUGUCGAUCGGCCAAGCUGGUGAAUUUGAUUAUUCUGGAUCGCAGGCAAUUAAAGCGUUAAAAGAGGAGAAUAUUGAGACAAUACUGAUCAACCCGAACAUUGCCACCGUACAGACGAGUCCCGGCUUAGCCGACAAGGUCUACCUGUUACCCAUUACUCCGGAGUACGUCACACAAGUUAUCAAUGCAGAACGUCCAGAUAGCGUUCUACUCACGUUCGGUGGUCAGACAGCUCUAAACUGUGGUAUCGAACUCGAAAAAGAAGGCGUCUUUAAGAAAUAUAACGUGAGAGUUCUUGGUACAUUGAUUGAGUCUAUUAUCCACUCGGAGGAUCGAAAAUUAUUCGCAGAACGAGUCGCUGAAAUUGGUGAGCAGGUAGUACCUAACUGUGCGGUGUACACAUUGGACGAAGCGCUUGCCGCAGCCCAUAGGCUUGGUUACCCAGUUCUGGUGCGCGGAGCGUAUUGUCUUGGGGGCCUCGGUUCCGGUUUUGCUAGCAAUGAUGACGACCUACGCUCCCUAGUGAGCCAAGCACUCGUGCAUUCUCAGCAGGUUCUGCUGGAUAAAUCACUGAAAGGAUGGAAAGAGGUUGAGUACGAAGUUGUCCGAGACGCUUACAACAACUGCAUUACGGUAUGUAACAUGGAGAACCUUGACCCGCUCGGCAUCCAUACGGGAGAGUCGAUUGUCGUCGCGCCGUCUCAGACACUCACUGACGCUGAGUACAAUAAACUGCGUUCAACCUCCAUAAAGAUUAUUCGUCACCUCGGCGUCGUUGGCGAAUGUAACGUCCAAUACGCACUGAACCCUAAAAGCGAUGAAUAUUAUAUAAUCGAAGUAAACGCCCGUCUGUCACGGUCCUCUGCAUUGGCUAGUAAAGCCACUGGAUACCCCCUGGCUUACAUUGCUGCCAAACUUUCCCUCGGCAUGUCAUUGGCUUCGCUUAAGAACUCUGUGACGGGUAAAACCACGGCGUGCUUCGAGCCUAGUCUCGACUACGUUGUUGUAAAGAUCCCACGUUGGGAUCUUGGGAAGUUCCCUCAUGUCUCUACACGCAUAGGGUCCUCGAUGAAGUCCGUCGGAGAAGCAAUGUCGAUCGGCCGAAACUUCGAAGAAGCGUUCCAGAAAGCGAUUCGUAUGGUCGAAGGCGAACAUGGUUUUGAUCCGUAUGUGAAGGCCGUUAAGGACGCUGACCUCAGGUCCCCAACAGACAAGCGCAUGUUUCAUUUGGCAGCCGCUCUAAAACAAGGCUACACGGUUGAACGCUUGCACGAUAUCACUAACAUUGACAAAUGGUUCCUCUUCAAGAUGCAGGGCAUUAUUGAGAUGUACGGUCAUCUCGAAACCUUCCGAGGCAGUGAUAACCUGGGUCGAGACAUUCUGCUAAGGGCGAAGAAGCUUGGUUUCUCGGACAAACAGAUCGCUGAAUGUAUUCAAAGUACAGAAUUGCGCGUUCGACGAAUGCGUGAGGAGCACUCUGUCACCCCGUUUGUGAAACAGAUUGAUACGGUGGCUGCCGAAUACCCUGCAGUGACCAACUAUCUCUAUCUCAGUUACAACGCAAAUUAUCAUGAUAUUGCCUUCGAAGUAAACACUGGUCCGUCGACUUCGCAGGUGUUCAACCCGAACUCUAUAAUGGUGAUUGGUUCAGGCGCUUACAGGAUAGGCAGCUCCGUCGAAUUCGACUGGUGCGCCGUGUCCUGUAUACAGGAGCUACGCAAGCUAAACAAGCAGACCAUUAUGGUUAACUACAAUCCUGAGACGGUCUCAACUGAUUUCGAUAUGUGCGACAAGCUUUACUUCGAAGACAUUUCAUUUGAGACAGUGUUUGACAUAUACAAGCUCGAGCAGCCUGAAGGAGUUAUUCUCAACAUGGGCGGCCAAUUGCCAAACAACAUUGCCAUGGAUCUGCAUCGACAAGAUUGUCGCAUUCUCGGCACGUCACCCGAAUCGAUCGAUAGCGCCGAAAAUCGCUUCAAAUUCUCCCGAAAGCUCGACUCUAUCGGCAUUGAGCAGCCUCGCUGGAAAGAGCUUAGCUCAAUAAAGAGUGCUAUGGCCUUCUGCAACGAAGUAGGAUAUCCCUGUUUGGUAAGGCCCUCGUACGUCCUCAGCGGUGCAGCAAUGAAUGUCGCUUAUUCACACACCGAUCUUGAGCGGUAUCUGGGUGAGGCAUCAGCUGUAAGCAAGGAAUACCCAGUAGUGAUAUCGAAAUUCAUUCAAGAAGCAAAGGAGAUUGACGUUGAUGCUGUGGCGCAGGACGGUGAGCUACUGGCAAUUGCUGUGUCGGAGCACAUUGAAAAUGCAGGCGUGCAUUCUGGAGAUGCCACGCUUGUGACGCCUCCCCAGGAUCUUAAUGCAGAAACACUGAAUAAGUUGAAAGCGAUCGCGCAAGCUAUUGGACAGGCGCUUUCUGUAUCUGGUCCAUUCAACCUUCAAAUUAUUGCAAAAGACAAUAAACUUAAAGUGAUUGAGUGCAACGUCCGAGUAUCGAGAAGCUUUCCAUUUGUCUCGAAGGUGCUGGACUGCAACCUUGUCAGUCUAGCCACCCGAGUCAUUUGUGGGCUUCGCGAAGACCGUGUGGAUUGCUUAAUGGGCUGUGGAAAGGUCGGUGUAAAAGUACCGCAGUUUUCUUUUAAUCGUCUUGGGGGAGCGGACAUCCGUUUGGGUGUCGAAAUGGCGUCGACUGGAGAGGUCGCUUGCCUUGGAGAGAACCGCUUCGAAGCCUAUUUAAAGGCGAUGAUCUCUACCGGCUUUGUUGUUCCCACAAAAAACAUCUUCCUCUCACUGGGCAGCUACAAACAUAAGAACGAGUUGCUGCCUAGCGUGCGCACCUUAGAAAAGAUGGGGUACCGCCUUUAUGGUAGUCUGGGCACGGCAGACUUUUAUCAAGAGCACGGAAUAGCUAUUGAGCCUGUUACAUGGCCAUUUGACGAUCUCGGUCUCGGCCGAACCACCGCAGCAGAAAUGGGCUCAAUUGUCGAUUUUCUUGAGCAGAAGGGCUUUGAUCUGGUUAUCAAUUUGCCUAUGGAAUCUAGCGGGUCUCGGCGAGUGUCUUCGUUCAUGACACAGGGAUACCGAACUAGGCGAAUGGCUGUAGACUGCGCGGUCCCUCUUGUCACAGACGUCAAGUGUGCGAAGCUGGUUGUCGAGGCUAUCCGGUUGAUUGGUCAUGCCCCACCACUUAAGACCCAGAUUGAUUGCAUUAGCUCGCAGAAGAUAGUUCGCCUUCCUGGUCUUAUUGAUAUCCACGUGCAUAUGCGCGAACCGGGAGCUGUACAUAAAGAAGAUUUUGCAAGUGGUACUGCGGCUGCUUUAGCUGGCGGUUUUACUAUGGUAUGUGCUAUGCCAAAUACAGACCCUCCGGUUACUACUAAGGAAAAUCUGUCGAUUGCGAAACAAACAGCAAAGAUUGGGGCUCGAUGCGACUAUGCUUUAUUUGCAGGUGCCUCAAGCGACAACGUUAAGACGGUACAUACAAUUUCGACGCAGGUUUGUGCGCUUAAGAUGUAUCUCAAUGCCUCGUACGGCCCAUUGCUUCUGAGGUCUAGCUCGGACUGGGUUGCCCACUUUGACAAUUGGCCUCACAACGUACCGUUGUGCAUUCAUGCCGAAAGAGCUACGCUGGGCUUGGCAUUGCUGCUAGCCAAGAAGCGGCCUAUACAUGUGUGUCACGUUGCCACGGAGGAGGAGAUCCUGGCGAUAAAGGCGGCCAAAGAACUGGGAAUCCCAGUGACCUGUGAGGUGUCCCCACACCACCUCUUCCUCAGUCAGGCAGAGGCUAAGGCGGUUAUUGGCGAAAAACGCUCGACCGUUAAACCGCCACUGGCGACAGAAAGAGACGUCCAAGCUCUCUGGGAUCACAUGGACAUGAUUGAUGUGAUCGCCACAGAUCAUGCGCCUCAUACUCUCGAAGAGAAGCAGAGCGACAAUCCUCCGCCCGGCUUUCCUGGCCUUGAGACUGCUUUGUUUCUCAUGCUGACCGCCGUUAACAAGCGUAAGAUAACCCUCGACCAGGUCAUUGAGAAGAUGUACACUAACCCCAAGCGAAUCUUCGGUUUGCCAGAGCAGCAUGACACGUACAUUGAGGUUGACCUAGAUCGAGAGUGGGUUAUACCCGAGACACUCCCCUAUUCCAAGGCGAAGUGGACACCCUUUGCGGGGAUGAAAGUUUGCGGACAAGUGCGAAGAGUUGUACUUCGCAACGAGGUAGUUUAUGUCGACGGUAGUGUUCUUGCCAGUCCUGGUUUCGGCGAAGACGUUUUCUCGUCAACGCCUCCUAAAGUUAAUACAAGACCAACACAUCCGACCGAAGGUUCACCUGGAUCCAGUGGCGUCACCAGAAGGCCCCGACUUGAUUCGGUGUCUAUUCGUAGAAAAGACUCUGUCAAAGCGUCGGCUGAGAUCUACAAUCAAAUGUUUGCCGAGCUCGGCCUAGAGAAGAUCGACAAUCGAGAUAGCAAUCGUUUUCAAGAGCCAUUUGGUGUCCCAUUUAUUGACUACUCGAGUAUCGCUAGUCAAACGCCUCUAGUUCUUUCAAUAGCGCAUCUCAGUCAUCAAUUGCGCGGUCGUCAUGUGCUGUCUGCGGAUAUGUUUACAAAAGAACAACUGCACGCAAUUUUCGACCUGGCCCAACAGUACUCGGUGGCAGUGCACAAAAGUCGCCCACUUGAUCACGUCUUGCGCGGCCGCGUCAUGGCGUCGAUUUUCUAUGAAGUUUCGACCCGUACACAAUGCUCGUUUGCUGCAGCGAUGCAACGACUUGGGGGCACUGUCGUUCAUAUGGACGGCAAGACGUCUUCUGUUCAAAAGGGCGAAAGUCUAGAAGACACCGUGGCGGUCAUGUCUGGGUACAGUGACAUCGUAGUACUUCGUCACCCAGAACCUGGUGCGGUAACAAGGGCCUCGUUGUUUAGCCGGCGUCCCGUUCUCAAUGCAGGUGAUGGUAUCGGCGAACAUCCGACCCAAGCCCUCCUCGAUAUCUACACCAUUCGAGAGGAGAUCGGUACCGUCAAUGGACUAACAAUCACGUUGGUCGGUGACUUGAAGCAUGGCCGUACAGUGCAUUCUCUUGUGCGCUUACUUUGCCACUACAAAGUUCAGCUACGUUAUGUUGCCCCAGCUGGCCUCUCCAUGCCAGCUCAUGUUCGAGAGCUGCUUGAUGCUAAGAACGUACCGCAAACGGAUAUGCAUACGCUUGAAGAGGCCAUUUCCGAUGCCGAUAUCGUCUAUGUAACGAGAAUACAGCGUGAGCGCUUCACUGACGUCGCCGAAUACGAGCGAGCCAAGGGUCAGUUUGUUAUCACACCUCAGCUGAUGACUCGGGCGAAACGCAAGAUGGCCGUCAUGCACCCGCUACCCCGACUCAACGAGAUCAGUCCUGAGAUUGAUAGUGAUCCGCGUGCGGCGUAUUUCCGGCAAAGCGAGGCCGGAAUGCAUAUCCGCAUGGCGCUUCUCACAAUGGUUUUAAGCUGAACUGCCAACGCCAUGAUGAUCAUAAUCUAAAUACUGUUAUCUGAAAAUGUAUAAAUGGAUAUUGCAUCAUAGCCGCUUGGGCUUUUAUCCAGAAAACAUGAGUAUAGUCCAUAGCGUUGGCGGCUGCAACCUGUGGGAUAGUCCCACACACAAGACGCUCCCAUGGGAGACCUCGGCGUUAGAUCCAAUAAGCCCAUUAAUGAGGUCUGCAUUAAGCUUCUAAAAAUAUUUCAAGAUAGUUAGCAAGUAAUCAUUAAAUAAAAUAAUUUUAAA
Varroa destructor (honeybee mite) is the source of this 12596-nucleotide messenger RNA. RefSeq names its product carbamoyl-phosphate synthetase 2, aspartate transcarbamylase, and dihydroorotase rudimentary (gene r). Gene Ontology annotation, cellular component: cytoplasm; carbamoyl-phosphate synthase complex. NCBI's taxonomy places the organism in Eukaryota, Metazoa, Arthropoda, Arachnida, Mesostigmata, Varroidae. The record is from RefSeq and is a predicted model, not a curated record. Gene Ontology annotation, biological process: L-glutamine metabolic process; 'de novo' pyrimidine nucleobase biosynthetic process; L-arginine biosynthetic process. Gene Ontology annotation, molecular function: hydrolase activity, acting on carbon-nitrogen (but not peptide) bonds, in cyclic amides; ATP binding; amino acid binding.